This is a messenger RNA of Cucurbitaria berberidis CBS 394.84, 333 nucleotides long. RefSeq lists its product as uncharacterized. The record is from RefSeq and is a predicted model, not a curated record. Lineage: Eukaryota; Fungi; Ascomycota; Dothideomycetes; Pleosporales; Cucurbitariaceae. The transcript has a single exon. Bases 1 to 333 code for a protein of 110 amino acids.
AUGGCGCAGCAAGGUUACGAAGAGGAUCUCUUGCGACAGUGGUUCCCGGUUCCCACCAAAGACUCAGGCAACCCUUUCACUGAGAACGAUAUCCGUGUGAUUGCGGAUGCCUUGAAGCGCAGCUCGCGGGAGAGAUGGAGCCGCAUUCCAAGGAUCUAUAGUGUCCUCAAAAGAAUCGGACAGUUACACGCAGUUGAUGCAUUCGUUGACGAUGGUACCACAGAUGCAGCCUUCACGUUCUCCAAAAACACCAUGCCCGAAGCGUUACAAGAUCACUCCGCACGACUCCAAUUCCUCGACCUACGACACCGCGCUACUGCGCGCCUGAGGUGA